Leptonychotes weddellii (Weddell seal) is the source of this 3694-nucleotide messenger RNA. The record is from RefSeq and is a predicted model, not a curated record. Lineage: Eukaryota; Metazoa; Chordata; Mammalia; Carnivora; Phocidae.
AAAAACAUCUUCCAUUCAUUGCUUUCUAGCAAAUUCUGUCCCUGUCUCCUUCUGCAUGUGUCUUUCUACGAUUCUGUUUCUUGGUGUCCUGGUAUUAUUCUUGCCUUGCUUUCUUUCCGCUUCACUAUGUCUUUGCCUCUCUAUGUCUCUCUGUCAACAUUUUUGCUGUCUCUCGGGCUCACUUCCUCUCAGCUUCUGGUCCUCCAACAUUGUCUUCCUCCCUCACCCCUGGCCUAGAAGUCUCUCUCGGAUACUGUUUCUCCCCAUCUCUCUCCUUGUUUCUCUGUCUUGCUUGCCAUGUUACUGGGUCAUUUGCUGGGCAGAUGUCCAUGUCAUGCUGCCUCCACUCUGGUUUGAGUCCAAGGUAUAUACUUGGUGAAUUAAUGAGCCUGUCCUCCCUGAUUUUCAUUCCAGAAGUAUCUGUCUCCAUCUCUAUGUCCAUCAUUUUCUGGGUUUUCUUGUAUCCUUAACCUUGCAUAUUCUCAAUUCUAUUGUCUUUGUCUCUUUGUAUAUAUCUCUGUCUUUCUGUAACUAUCUGAAAAACAGGCAGCCCUCUCUCUAAGUCUCUUACUGCCUCUGACUCUGCUUUUCUGGGUCUCUUUUAUUAACUCCGUUUGCAUAGCUCUGGGUUUUGGUGACGUGUUAGGGUCAGUCUCUAUCGGCAACUGAAAGUCUCCUCCCUCCUGCCUCUUUUAAAAACUCAAUGGAUGGGGCAGGGCUACCACUUGCCCUCCACAAAGAUGGCGUCAGCGGCGCUGUCUGUGGGGUCGUGACGCUUCCUCUGCUGCGCGCGUGCCCUCACUUACUAUGGCAGCCGAUCUCGCGAAGCGCGAUGCCCCGCCCAGUUCUCAAGCUGUCCCUCGGCUGGCAUCUGCGCCAAGCUCGCGAGCUGGCCGGCCCCGUCCCCCGCGCGCUCUCACUGGCGCGGCUCAGGCCGGCCGCGCGCCCAUUGGCUGAGCGGAUGCACACCCUCCCCCCACCCCUGGGUCUGAUGGGGGCGGUUGGUGCUGACUUGAGGGGCCGCCUGCAGGAGGACUCGGCGUGUGAGGAGGGUGCGGGGGUAGGGUCAGGGUCCCGAGUCUGGGGGACCGCGGGACCAAGAGGAACGGAGACGCAGGCCGGGACUGGGAGGCCAGACCAGGAGCUGACCUGCAGCUGGGGCCACAGGCCUAGAAGCGCCCUGGACAGGGCCGAGGCCAUGGCCCCCCCACCGCCGCCACCAUUGGCCGCCAGCACCCCGCUCCUGCAUGGCGAGUUCGGCUCCUACCCGGCCCGGGGAUCCCGCUUAGCCCUCACUCUCACACCACAGGCCCUGCACAUACAGCGGCUACGCCCGAAGCCCGAAGCCCGGCCCCGGGGCGGCCUGGUCCCGCUGGCCGAGGUAUCAGGCUGCUGCACCCUGCGGAGCCGCAACCCCUCCGACUCGGCAGCCUACUUCUGCAUCUACACCUACCCGCAGGGCCGGCGCGGGGGCCGCCGCAGAGCUGCCCGCACCUUUCGGGCCGACGGGGCAGCCACCUACGAGGAGAACCGCGCUGAGGCCCAGCGCUGGGCCACUGCCCUCAUGUGUCUGCUCCGUGGACUGCCACUGCCUGGGGACGGGGAAAUAACCCUGGAGCUGCUGCCAAGGCCACCCCGAUUGCUCCUAUUGGUCAAUCCCUACGGGGGGCGGGGUCUGGCCUGGCAGUGGUGUAAGAACCACGUGCUGCCCAUGAUCUCUGAAGCCGGGCUGUCCUUCAACCUCAUCCAGACAGAACGGCAGAACCACGCCCGGGAGCUGGUUCAGGGGCUGAGCCUGAGUGAGUGGGACGGCAUUGUCACAGUCUCGGGAGACGGGCUGCUCUUCGAGGUGCUGAACGGACUCCUAGACCGCCCUGACUGGGAAGAAGCUGUGAAGACACCCGUGGGCAUCCUCCCUUGUGGCUCAGGCAACGCCCUGGCUGGAGCUGUGAACCAGCACGGGGGGUUUGAACCUGCCCUGGGUGUCGACCUGCUGCUCAACUGCUCGCUGCUCCUCUGCCGGGGGGGCAGCCGCCCGCUGGACCUGCUCUCUGUGACGCUGGCCUCGGGCUCCCGCUGUUUCUCCUUCCUGUCUGUGGCCUGGGGCUUCGUGUCAGACGUGGACAUCCAGAGCGAGCGCUUCAGGGCCCUGGGCAGUGCCCGCUUCACACUGGGCACGGUGCUGGGCCUUGCCACCCUGCACACCUACCGCGGACGCCUCUCCUACCUCCCUGCCGCUGUGGAACCUGCCUCCCCCACCCCUGCCCACGGCCUGCCCCGUGCCAAGUCCGAGCUGACCCUGGUCCCGGCCCCGGCCCCGGCCCCGCCUGUGACACACUCACCCCUGCAUCGCUCAGUGUCUGAUCUGCCUCUGCCCCUGCCCCAGCCUGCCCUGACCUCCCCUGGCUCACCUGAGCCCCUGCCCAUCCUGUCCCUCAAUGGGGGGGGCCCAGAGUUGGUCGGGGACUGGGGUGGGGCUGGGGAUGCCCCACUGUCCCCAGACCCCCUGCUGCCCUCACCACCUAGCUCCCCUAAGGCUCUACUGUCACCCAUCACCGAGGGGGUCCCAGAAAUGCCAGCCUCCUCUGGGCUCCCACCUCCCACCCCUGAUGCCCUGGGAGACAUCGCUACCGGGGGCCCACCUGACCACCUGCUCCCACCUCUGGGCGCCCCACUGCCCCCGGGGUGGGUGACACUUGAGGGGGACUUUGUGCUUAUGUUGGCCAUCUCACCCAGCCACCUGGGGGCUGACCUGGUGGCAGCUCCCCAUGCGCGCUUUGACGACGGCCUGGUGCACCUCUGCUGGGUGCGCGGUGGCAUCUCGCGGGCGGCGCUGCUGCGCCUUUUUCUGGCCAUGGAGCGAGGCAGCCACUUCAGCCUGGGCUGCCCGCAGCUGGGCUACGCCGCGGCCCGUGCCUUUCGCCUCGAGCCUCUCACGCCUCGCGGCGUGCUCACUGUGGACGGAGAGCAAGUGGAGUAUGGGCCACUGCAGGCGCAGGUGCAUCCAGGCCUCGGCACCCUGCUCACUGGGCCUCCGGGCCGCCCGGGCCUGGAGCCUUGACCCUAAGGAAGCUUGCUGCCUGCCGGGGGCGGGGCCAGCAUUCCGAGGAGGCGGGGCGGGGCCUAGGGGCGUGGCCUGGCUGCUAGAGUUAGGGUGAAGGCCCCACACGCAGGGACCCCUGCCCCGUCUCAGGAUUGCGCCGGCCCCCAGGGGACCAGAGGUAAUGUGGGAAGGAGUGUGGCCCGAACUCCAGGGGGUCGGGGUCAUCAUGGUCACCGACAAACGGGCUGGCCCCGAGGGUAGUGCCUGACUAAUGAGGGCGGAGCUCGGUCCAGACCCUCGCUUCCGGCUCGUGGGAGGCCAGGUCCGCUGAGGGCGGAGACUGUCUUACGCGUUGUCCAAUGACGGGACCUGGCAUGUACCGGCCGGGGAGGCCUUAGUUAAUUGGCCAGUCAGGGCCCGGGUCUCGCCCUACCCACUCCGGUGCCUCCACUUAACUGGCCAAUCAGCCCAGGAGGGGCAGGUUCCCCGGGGCCGACGCUCGGAUUUGCACUAAUGUUCCUCCCACCCCCCGCCGGUGGGGACGAGGAAACUCAUUUCUCCCGUCUUCUGUCUCUUGUGCGUCCCCUGACCCCAAUCUUCAAAGCAAUUGAAAAGGUCUAUGCAAUAAAGGCAGUCGCUUCAUUCCUCUCA